AGGUCAUUGAGAAGUGUGUGUGUAUAUAUAAGCAGAACGCAGCUCAUCUCCAUAUCAGCUUCUUCUGUCGUCUGAACUCGCAAUCAUGAAGGUUCUGGUUAUUUUCGCUCUCUGCCUGGUGGCUCUCGCAGCCGCACGUCCCUCGGACAUCGUGGACUUCGAGUUGGACAACCAUGAGCAGGAGCAGGAGGGUCAGCCCGGCAGAGCCGUCGAGGGCGAGUACUCCUGGGUAGCGCCCGACGGCAACGAGUAUUACGUCAAGUACGUCGCCGACCACCUCGGCUACAGGGUCGUCGAUGACAACGUCGUGCCCCAAGCCCCAGAGGCCGACCUCCCCGAGGUCGAGGAUGACGACAAAUAAAUAGAUAACUGCAGAAGAUGAAUAUUGGUUUCUUAUGAUUGGCUGAAUAAAGUUUAUUUUUGUUAAA
Macrobrachium nipponense is the source of this 428-nucleotide messenger RNA. Its product is annotated as cuticle protein CP575-like. The record is from RefSeq and is a predicted model, not a curated record. The transcript has 2 exons. Lineage: Eukaryota; Metazoa; Arthropoda; Malacostraca; Decapoda; Palaemonidae. The coding region runs from base 86 to 361 and encodes 91 amino acids.